UCUCAACCUCACUUUCGGGUGCGUGUGGUCGGUCAUUCGGCUGUGCGGGCCCACCUGCGAAAGUUCAUGGUUUCUUUUGGCUCUUUUGAAUUUUCUCUUCGUUGCGAUUAUCGAUAAGAGCUCGGUAGCCCGCCAAGCUUCCCGCCAUUAUGUGUCGCGGACGUUGGAAUCCGCACCCCGUGUGCCAACCCGCGGGACCCCCCAUAUGCAGGCCCCUGACUGCUCUUAACUGCAGAGUUGAUUAAUGGCCCAGCUCGUUUCGUGCCCGACGUCGCCGUCGUCGUCCUCGUACAUCCCGGUCCACAGCCAGCCAGCCAGCAAGCCAUCGAGCUGGCAGCCCGCAGCCUUUGCCAACCCUAUCUCACUGGCUGUUGCACUGACGGCUCCGAUUGGCGCUGCGUGCCCCCCUGGACGGCCCGACUUGGCAACGCUCCGUUCGGCCUUUGUCAAGCGUCAGCGGUCGGCUGCUGCCCGACAGCGUCGUCCGCUCCCGCUGCACCUCCCACCGCCAACGAGGAUAGCAACAGAUAAACCCCGCCCGCGGGAGAAAAAAGGGUGAAGCCGCCGCCGAGGCGAGACCAAGAAAGAGAGAUAGCAGACACGACCGACAAGGUAGACAGAGCACGCCGCCGCCGCGGGAAGCCAGGCACGGCCACUUCGGGCCCGUCGCUCUCCCGCCUUCCCCGGUCUUGAUGCCCCUGCCCCAUCAGCGCUCCGUCGGCAGCCUGAAACGCGCACAGCAGGCACCGAGACUGUCCGUCGUCAAGCCGCCCAAUGCAGAUGCCCACGCCGACCCCGCCGGCCACGAGCCGGCAUCCCCCCCUCCCGCAUCGCGCCCGGUAGUCGUCUCCACGCUGCUCCAACCCCGCGUCGCCGUCGUCCUCGGUGUCCCGGCCCCCUGGCACCGCCCCCUGUUCGCCUGCCGCCUACUUUCGGUCGCCCCUGCCUUGUGGUUCGGCCUGCCGCCCGCUCUGCGCCUCAUCUUCCGCCUCUAUGCCGCCCUUCAUCUCGGCCUAUCCCCGGCCUGCGACGCCGUUGCUCCCGAACACCCACUGAACUACGGACUUACCGAGAACUUUCUGGCCAUCACCUGGUGCGGGGCUUCUUCGUACCUGUCGUUCUUCUUCACAGACUGCCUCAUGUCGCGAUGGCUUCUAAACUACACACCACAGGCCACAAUAGUGCGCCUCCUGGCCGUUAACGCGCUGAAUGGCUACUUGACGUCGUGGGUCCUCUACCUCGCCGGCGGCUCUGAGGACACCCGCCUGCUACUUCCCGCUUGGAUCGCCAUAGCCACCAUCUUGACCGCCAUUUACCACACGACCCAGCGCAAGAUCAACAUCCACAAGGAAACCUCAAUAUCAAUAAGCGUCUUCUCCAUCGCCAGCUUCACCAGCAUGCUGUGCCUGCUGGCACAACUCUACCUGGGCCGCGCCGCUGACUACCCAACCAUACCACUAAUUUCUCUUGCCAACCGGGCGUGGACUCUGGGUGUGCAGGUGUUGGACGUCCUGGAUGCCGAGAAUAGGGCAUGAUAUAUACGGCUGGCUAUGUACGAGGCUAGAGUAUGUCCUUAUCCACCAGGACACCAAAAUAAAAAAUCCAUUGUCGGCAUGCAAUUUCG
Molecule: messenger RNA, 1624 nt
Organism: Gaeumannomyces tritici R3-111a-1
Lineage: Eukaryota; Fungi; Ascomycota; Sordariomycetes; Magnaporthales; Magnaporthaceae
Exons: 3
Coding region: 693-1535 (280 amino acids)
Biological process (GO): cellular response to oxidative stress; protein N-linked glycosylation
Cellular component (GO): endoplasmic reticulum membrane
Source: RefSeq, a predicted model, not a curated record